This is a messenger RNA of Aegilops tauschii subsp. strangulata, 758 nucleotides long. RefSeq lists its product as uncharacterized. NCBI's taxonomy places the organism in Eukaryota, Viridiplantae, Streptophyta, Magnoliopsida, Poales, Poaceae. The record is from RefSeq and is a predicted model, not a curated record.
UUGACCCAUGUUCAUACAUCGCAGCAGAGCAGAAGCAACAUCUUGCAGUCACCACACCGCACACGAGAGAAUGCUAUCUCUCACUAGUACAACCGCUAGCUCCAGCCAUGACUUCCAGCGCGAGCAUGUUGGCCAUGAUCAUGGCGUGCGCGCUCCUCCUCGCCGACAGCACAUGCGACGCUGCCCGCAACCUGGCCGACACGACGCCGGCGGCUGCUGCUCCGGCUGCUAGCGCCAUCCCUGGCCUGCCGGCCGUGCCGACCUUGCCUGCCGUGCCCACGGACACGGUCACCCUGAUGCCACCCAUGCCGUCGGUCACCCUGCCCACCGUGCCGCAGGUGACGCUGCCGCCCAUGCCCUCCAUCGUCGUCCCCAAGGCGGUCCUGCCGCCCAUGCCCAAGGUCACCCUCCCCACCGUGCCCCAGGGGACGAUGGCGCCGAUGCCCGCCAUUGUCGUGCCCAAGGUGACGCUGCCGCCAUUGCCAUUCGUCCCGAGUGUGAACGUGCCUAUGCCGUUCGCGGCACCGCCCCCGUCAGCGUAGGCGCGCCCACGCGGCGGUGCGCUCGUCCUGUCCACGAUAGGGCGCCGUUCAUCUGAGUGUGGCGCCAGGUCACUCACUGGACACGACGUGCAUUUUCUUACAUGCAAGCUCGGUGUUAGGAGUACGAUGCAGUGGUUCCUAGGUCCUACUUUUUCUUUACGUCUCAGUAUAUGUAUUCUUGGUGUUUGACUAUUGAGGGUUGUCCAAUUGUGUGUA